UUUGCAUCAUAUUUCAAGCGUUAGUCACCAGAUUUCAUCUUACUUUACUCUGUUCUAUCGGCUUUCCCUACUGCGUUUCUUCUGCAAUUGUAGUUUUCUCCCUCUAUCGUCUUUCCCUGCUGUACUUCUUCUCAAACAGUUCUCGAUUUCUCUCCGGGAUUUUCUUCUGUGAAUAAUAUUUCUGAUGUCGACAGACAAUAAAACCAAAGCAUCAACUAGCUGCCCACCAAAAAAGAAGUGCCGAUACUCAACAGAAACAAUGUCUAAAAUCAAGCUUAGGAGACGUGACCUGUAUAAACAGUUACCAGUUGAUAAAAAAGAGUCGCUUCUAUUACAGCGACGAUUAAAAGAGCUUGAAUCAAAAAAACAGCACGUACUGAUGGAUUACACUGAAGAAGAGUCAUUGUUCCAAGUUGGGGCUAACCUGCGUAGGCAAAGAACUCUCACGAUAAACGAACCAUCUUCUGUUGGUAACAAAGUUGAUAUAUCUGCAUUUGACGGGGCAGCAAUUGAUUCCAACAAAGAAAAGAAUGUUACUGGCUAUUUGUCUGUGUUUGAACUUGGUUCGACAUCUGGUGUACCUUACGAGGGACACGAUGCAGAGCUGUAGGCUGUUAAAAAUAAAGCUGCCAACGUUGAAGCUCAUGUGCCUAAAUUGAGGGGCAAUUUGAAAAGAGGGAAGAGUAUAUGUGAUGCUCCUACCAUUCGUGAAACAGGUAAACUUAGCCUUUAUAUUGUACUUUGUUGGCAAUGACAUAUUAAACCAUGUGUGUCUACGCAUACCUCGUUACAAUAAUGUCUAUCAUAAUGAUAUUUUUACGUAUUCAGCUAAUAACCGGACCAGAAAGGUAUGCAUGGCUACUAAAGAGCAACAAUGUGACUAUGUUGCUCUAAAAAAGGUUCCGAACUGCCAGUACUGUGGUGCCAAAAAAUUUGAGUAUGAACCUCCAGGAUUUUGUUGUAGCAACGGUUCGGUUAAGUUAACUAACAUCACAUGAAAUGCCUGCUGAACUAUUGAAUCUCUAUUUAGCCAAUACUGAAGAAUCUGAGCACUUCCGUACUUACCUUAGAAUGUACAAUAACAUGUUUGCGUUUACUUCACUUGGAGUAAACUAUGACAAGGUGCUAGCGAAAAGAAACCAUGGUAUUUACACAUUUAGAGUACAAGGACAAAUGUAUCAUUUCAUAAAUGAUUUAAUUCCAUCAAAUCGACAACCAAUAAAUUUACAACUGUAUUUUUAUGAUGAUAAUACUAAAAUGUUGAAUCGAAUGACUUAUUCAGGUAUACUUAGACAAUCAGUUGUUGAGAAGUUAAUGGAUAUACUGAAGAUAAAUCCCUACUGUAUUUUCUUGAAAUCUCUAAUACAUAUUUCAGAAUUAUCAAACUUUUAUAUUGCAUUGAGGAGUGAUUCUGGCUUAGAUCAACGAAUAUAUAACCUACCAACUGUGUCAGACGUAGCGGCAUUAUGGCUAGAACAAGAAACAAAUUAUAAUACUUCUGGACCCCAUAUUCGAAUUUACACUCAAAGUAACAAGAGUCAGCUGGUAAAUUACUAUUACGGUUGCUAUGACCCUUUGCAGUAUCCGCUUUUACUACCUUACGGUCAAAACGGAUGGCAUUCUGGUAUUCAAAAGGUUGCACAACCUAGGAAUAAACUGAGAAAAAAGAGAGCUUACUACGAAAAAGAACAACUUCCAACUUUAUCUAAUAUGUGUUCAAUUGAUGGGUUACUUGAUAUGGAAGCUGAAGUUCUGAAAAAGGGAAAACGAAAAAGGGAUACUGUUUCUUGUCGUGAAUAUUAUUGUUACAAACUUCAGAUGAGAGAUAAUGAAGAGAACGGAGUUUUACAUUCUGGCAGAUUGUUUCAACAAUACUCAGUUGAUGAAUUUAUAAAAGUAGAAACUCAGAGGUUAGAUUUUGCCUCAUUUAACCAAGAUUUAUUUCGGAUUGAUGUACUACAAGGAAUUCUUGAUAUCCUACGACUUGGUGAAAGAGAAGCUUCUAAGAUAGGAAAAAAGAACUUUCUACCGACAAGUUUUACAGGUGGACCGAGAGAUAUGUGUCAGCGUUAUAUGGAUGCUAUUGCGUUAGUGCAACACUUUGGAAAGCCGGAUAUAUUUCUGACCAUGACAUGCAAUCCUGCUUGGCCAGAAAUAAAAGAGCAUUUGCUUGCAACAGACGAAACUCAAAAUAGGCCCGACUUAGUUAGUCGAGUAUUUAGAGCGAAGGUAGAAGAGAUGAAAACAGAUAUUUUAAAAAGAAACAUAUUUGGAAAAUUUGCAGCUUUUAUGUACACUAUAGAAUUUAAAAAACGAGGUCUUCCACAUGCUCAUUUUCUUAUUAUACUUACUGAUGACUAUAAAUUAUUGACACCUGAAGCUUAUGACAAGUUUGUCUCUGCUGAGCUACCUGAUCUUGAUGCAAACUCUUGCUUACAUAAACUUGUUAUUAAACAUAUGAUGCAUGGGCCUUGUGGUUAUUUGAAUCCUACAAAUUCUUGUAUGAACAAAAAAAAAGAAUGCAAAUUUAAGUAUCCAAAGAGUUUCGCCGACGAUACGAGAAAAGGAAAGGAAUCAUACCCAAUUUAUAGAAGGCGAAACACUGGCAAAUCUGUGAAAGUAAGGGAGCAAUAUCUUGACAACUCCUGGGUUGUUCCUUACAAUCCUUAUCUGUUGUGCAAAUAUAAUUGUCAUCUAAAUGUCGAAGUUUGCUCAGAUAUUAAAGUUGUGAAAUAUAUAUACAAAUAUAUCUGUAAAGGACAUGAUAAAAUUUCAUUUGGUCUAUGUGAAGAUAACACAAAUAUAGAAAUAGAUGAGAUAAAAGAAUAUCAAUCUGCUAGAUGGGUAUCGCCGCCCGAAGCUAUGUGGCGCCUAUUUGCCUUUCCUAUCAGUGAAAUGACUCCAAGUGUUUAUCACCUCCAACUACAUCUUGAUGGACUGCAAUUUGUUUCUUUUAAAAAAACUGACACAAUAGAUAGUAUUAUGAAAAAUCCUAUGAUUAAGAAGACGAUGUUGACAGAAUUCUUCUUGAUGAAUGAAACAAAUAAAGAUGCUAAAUAUAUAAGAAAAUAUAAAAUGGCAUUAAAACAUUACUGAGAAUUAUGCCAACCCAGAAACUACGUAUGACCGUGGCAACAGAAUUUCAGCUCAUGAAAAAUAAGAUUACGAUAUUGAAUGUGUAUGAACUUUUACUGAAGGUUUGGACAUUUUUCUCAUCUGGAUAGAGUUUAAAACUUGACAGAUUACUUUGUUGACUUCUAUGUACAUUGACUAAAAGGAUGCCCGUUUGCUUAGAUAGUUGAUCAUUUCCCUGCAUAUUUCUAUACAACUAUUCUUCAUAUGUUCUUUUUAUCCGGAAACCAUCUUAUUUUCUUGUGCAUUCAUUUGGACCGGACAUGUAGUUUGGAGAAAAUAUUGACAAUCUGCUCUUUGAGACACAUCUUCGAUGCUAACUCAAGUGCCAAUGGAGAAGUACAGAGUAUGUUGUUUAAACAAUUCAAAGUUGUACAAUGCCUUAGAUCUUUAGUUGUGCUCUCCAAGAAAACGUAGUUUUCCUGACAAAGGAAAACAAUUUACCCAAAAUCAGGUUAUUUAAAAUUUGUGAUGCUCAAGCGAGCAAAAAUGACAGUCAUUCGUAGUCUUACUUGACAACAACAACAAUAACAUAUCCAAUUAAAUCCCACAAGUGGGGUCUGGGGAGGAUAGAGUAUACGCAGAUCUUACGCCUACCUUAUGGAGAUAGAGAAAGUGUUUCCGAUAGGUCCUUGGCUCAAGGAAAGCGAUUUUCAAAAUGGGUUUUAGAAAAAAAAAACAAUACGGUAGUAACAGUAUAGUCUUAGUUGAUGUAAUAGUUGUUCUAAGUUGACAUGUUUCAUAUUUUAUAUUGAUGUAAUAGUUGUUCUAAGAUCUUCUCAAUGCUGCAAGGAGCUAGAAGAGACUCAUGACUACUUGGUAAUUUAUCUUUUUUGGCAUUUCAUAGAUACUGGCGUAGUAUGAAAAGAAAACUAAUGUCAAUACUUCAAUUUGUCUAAUGUGCAUGUGCCUGUUAAUUUUUGAAGAUCUAUUUAGUUUUUAUAAGAGACUCAAGUUUGUAAGAAAGUGGUUAUAAAUAUAAUAUUUUUGGUAUUAACUGGGUGAUGCUUGAAACUGUUGAGUUGAUCCAUUGCCUUCAUAUGGGAGAGGAAGAGAGCGGCCUGGUGGAAGGUAUAUGAGCUUACUCCAUGGAGACGGGCUCCAUGAUAUGAUUAUCACUGGUGAGAAUGAUAGUAUUGAUGGCCACGGUGAUGUUUGGUGGAAAUAUAGAUGCAUCUAUGUUAUAAAGAGAGGAAACAUAACAAUGACACAAGCUGGAAAUAAGUCUUAUACAAAGAGGCAAAGUACAGUAGUAGGCUGGGUUCUGUUAUGGAGUUUUGAUGACUGUUUGAUGGAUGUAAAUGUAUUUGUUUAGUGAUGAUUAAUUAAUCUUUUUAUUUCCACCAAAAAAAGUCUAUGUUGUCUGUAUAUGCUUCUUAGUGUUAGUUGAUGACAAGGUACUCUCUCAUGCAUCAGUUGUGCUUAUAAAAAGUGAGACCUCUCCCAUGAAUUAGUGAUAAUUUUAUUUUUCCAGUU
Messenger RNA from Nicotiana attenuata, 4608 nucleotides. RefSeq lists its product as uncharacterized. The transcript is spliced from 6 exons. NCBI's taxonomy places the organism in Eukaryota, Viridiplantae, Streptophyta, Magnoliopsida, Solanales, Solanaceae. The record is from RefSeq and is a predicted model, not a curated record. The coding region runs from base 1000 to 3096 and encodes 698 amino acids.